Molecule: messenger RNA, 1672 nt
Organism: Osmerus eperlanus (European smelt)
Lineage: Eukaryota; Metazoa; Chordata; Actinopteri; Osmeriformes; Osmeridae
Gene: fam177a1b
Exons: 5
Coding region: 78-737 (219 amino acids)
Source: RefSeq, a predicted model, not a curated record
GACCGCACUUCCGGGUUAGCCCAUUCAGAGAGGUGUUGGCUCGGCGACACAAUCAAGAAUACAAAGAAAAGGGGACCAUGGCUGAAAUAUCGCUGUAUCUCACCAAUGUCAAUGUAUCUUUGGCCCAAAACAUGGAUUUAGAUAAGGAGCCUGUUUGUCUGACCCAGAGCCCAAACACAGGUAAGGACUUUGAGAGUGUGGAGCUGGGGGACCUGGAGAGGAGAAAUGGAGAGCAGAAGGAGAAGGCGCCUCGCAGGAUAAUUCACUUCUCCAGUGGAGAGACCAUGGAGGAGUACAGCACCGACGACGAAGAAGGGGAAGAGAACGAGCCGGAGAAGAAAGAUCUGUUGAAACCUGUAGAUGCUUCUCAGAUGACCUGGGGCCCAUAUUUCUGGUUCCACAUGUGGAGGGCUGCCACCUCCACCAUUUCAGCUUGUGACUACGUAGGAGAGAGGAUGGCUUCCCUUUUUGGCAUCACGUCGGCAAAAUAUCAGUACGCCAUCGAUGAGUACUACAGGAUGAAGAAAGAGAAAGAAGAGGACGACGCAGACAAUCGUCUGUCUGAAGAAGCCGAGCGAUACUUUGACGAGCUGGGGUGUCACAACAACCAGGAUGAACCAAUCACAGGCCAGUCUGAGGUCACCGCCCCAUCUUCCAGCGUCUCUUACAAGGUUGAGAAUGAUCCGGAAGCCACACCAACCGCCAUCCGAGUACCAGCUAUUGUCACGACAACCUAACCAAUCCCUUAAGCUGUUUGUUAAUUCAGUUAUUUGAUUACCUAGUUUGUUUUGAGUUGUCAAGGAGGAUCACUAAUGUGUGUCUUUCAGAGCACUUGAUCUUGGUUGGAGGGACACAACAGUUGAAGGAAAGCAAUGUAUUUCAGUUACGUUGUGUGGGAAGUUUGGUAGAUUUAUGCUACUUUGCUGGAAGCUAAAGAGUCCAUUCUCAGUGGCCUUACUGCUCUUUACUCCUACAGAGUUUGAAUAUUCAACUGAGUCAAAGCCUAGUAGCCUAAACAUUAAUGCACUUGAACACAGAUAGCACUUGCUGCCCUGUUUAACUGCUUUAUUGAACACUAAUAUGCCACUUUGUCACUUCAUUUUAAUGUAAGUAUGUUUAAAAUCACGUAGAGCACUGAACAACAUUAGAAUUUGUCUUAGUGGAAGCAGACACCAUGUAGCCUUACAUGUUUAUACAGAAACACCUGGACAAGCCUUGGCUGAGGCUUACAGCCAAGGCACCUGGGCAGAGGUCACGGAUGUGUAGUUCCCCAGGUAGGAGAUUAUACUUGGACUCACUCUCCCAUCAACCCACUGGGUCUGUUCUCAACACAGGUGGGAGUAUGUCAAAUAAGAAAACACAUUUUUUACUUAUGUUUCAUUUAAUUUCAGUAUUGCCAGGGGUAUGUUUGAGUCAAGAGUGUGCAAACAUUCAGAAAUAAAACAGAAUUUAAAUAACCCCCCCCCCCCCCUCCCCCCACCCAAAGCAAUCUCCAGUGAAGUAAAUUCUUAUAGGAAUACACACACUGACAUUAAUGUUGAAAACCGUUUUUGAAAUUCAAGUAUUUAUUUUCCUGGUACUGACUGAGCAAUUUUUCCAUUAACUUAUUUCAGAGUUUUAGUAUGUGAUAACAUCCUAAUAAACUGUUAACAAAUAAACAGUUAUCAUUCAA